Molecule: messenger RNA, 6385 nt
Organism: Salvelinus fontinalis (brook trout)
Lineage: Eukaryota; Metazoa; Chordata; Actinopteri; Salmoniformes; Salmonidae
Product: receptor-type tyrosine-protein phosphatase U-like
Exons: 31
Coding region: 428-4867 (1479 amino acids)
Biological process (GO): protein dephosphorylation
Cellular component (GO): membrane
Molecular function (GO): protein tyrosine phosphatase activity; protein binding
Source: RefSeq, a predicted model, not a curated record
UAACCUCAGCACCAAUCAGUUUUUAUGGAGACUACGCUGUUGCAAGAGACUAGGUGGAUGUAUGUGAAUGCUUGGUGAGGCACACACACACAGAGAGUGAGAGACAUGUAGUGAGUUCAGUCUUACCUCAGAAAAACCUUUAGAUUCCAGAAUAGUUGCAAGAUGGUGCAGCUUGGAGGCGUCCGUCGCAUAUUUUUAAUCACACACAUAUCGAGACAGAACGUGUGCUUGGCUGAAGAGUGAAAAUGUUCUGUACUGUUUAUCCUGACGUCAGUAAGCACGUCUUGAACUACUGCUGCUGUCUCGCAACUACGUUUCAGAAAGAAUUAGGGAAUCGAUAGGCUGGAGUCCACAAUUUGCACAUCGGUCCUCCCGGAGUCACUGAAAUUAUUUCUGCAUCUAUUCCAAACUGGACUAAAACAGCACAAUGAACAACUGUGCAUUUCUACUGAUCCUGGCCGUUCAAAUCUACGCCGAAGGCAUAGAGGGACCAACAGCAGGCUGCACCUUUGACGAGGAUUCUGAGCCCAGUCUGUGUGACUUCACCCAAGGGGAGGAGGAUGACUUUGACUGGCAGCUUUUCAGGACACACAACUCACCCUACGCCUCUGACCUCCUGUGUGGUUCAUAUAUGCUGGUGAACUCUUCCCAGCAUGCUGCAGGGCAUCGCGCCCAGCUCCUGCUGCAGACGCUGAGUGAAAACGACACACACUGCGUCCAGUUCAGCUACUUCCUGUAUAGCCGCGAUGGCCACAGUCCAGGGGCACUGCGGGCGUACGUUCGGGUCAACGGCGGCCCGCUGGGUAGCCCAGUAUGGAACACGUCGGGGUCCCACGGACGACAGUGGCACCAAGUGGAGCUGGCUGUCAGCACCUUCUGGCCCAAUGAGUACCAGGUCCUGAUCGAAGCGACUGUUUCCAGGGAGCGGCGAGGCUACAUCGCCAUUGAUGACAUCAUGCUCCUGACCUAUCCCUGUUAUAAGGCGCCCCACUUCUCCCGGCUGGGGGAUGAGGAGGUCAACACUGGGCAGAAUGCCACCUUCCAGUGUGUGGCAUCGGGCCGGGCAUCGGAAGCUGAGAAGUUCCUCCUGGAGAGGCACAGUGGGGACGUGACAUCUACAGCCUUGGUCAAGCACCUGAGUCACCGGCGCUUUGUGGCGUCAUUACAGGUGGACAGUGUGCAGUGCAACAACCAGGACCUGUACCGAUGUGUCACCCAGUCCUCCAGGAGCUCUGGGGUCUCCAACUUCGCUGAACUCAUCGUCAAAGUUCCCCCCUCCCCUAUCGCGCCCCCACAGCUGCUGCGAGCGGGCUCCACAUAUCUGAUCAUCCAGCUCAACACCAACUCCAUCCUGGGAGAUGGCCCUAUUAUCAGGAAGGAGAUUGAGUACCGGGCCAGCCAAUCACCUUGGUCCGAGGUCCAUGGGGUCAACAUGGUCACCUACAAGCUGUGGCACCUGGACCCAGACACGGAGUAUCACAUUAGUGUGUUGCUGACCCGGCCCGGAGAGGGCGGCACCGGACCACCUGGACCACCCCUCGUCAGCAGAACUAAGUGUGCAGAACCCACACGGGCCUUGCGAAGUCUCACAGCCUCAGAGAUCCAGUCCAGGCAGCUGACCCUGCAGUGGGAGACACUGGCCUACAACUUGACCCGCUGCCACACCUACUCUGUGUCCCUGUGCUACCGCUAUGCCACUGCAGGGGGUGGCGGUGGGCACAACACUACAGUGCGUGAGUGCCUGGCGGUUGAGCACAAUGCCUCACGCUUCACCCUGCGCGACCUGCCAGCCUACCACUCCAUCCAGGUCCGUUUGGCGCUCGCCAACCCUGAGGGCAAGAAGGAGGGUCGGGAAGUCACCUUCCAGACUGAAGAGGACAUUCCCGGUGGCAUCACCCCUGAAUCGCUGACCUUCACCCCCCUGGAAGACAUGAUCUUCCUCAAGUGGGAGGAGCCAGUGGAACCCAAUGGUCUCAUCACCCAGUAUGAGAUCAGCUAUCAGAGCAUUGAGUCGUCUGACCCAGGCAUCAAUGUGCCAGGACCUAGGAGAACAGUGUCGAAGCUGAGGAAUGAGACCUAUCACAUGUUUUCCAACCUUCACCCUGGCACCACAUAUCUGAUUUCUGUCCGUGCCCGCACAACCAAGGGCUUCGGCCAGACCGCCCUAACUGAGAUCACCACCAACAUUUCUGAUUCCCAAUACUGCAGUCUCUCUAUCCGAGCUCCAAUGUUUGACUAUGGAGACAUGCUGUCCCCUCUGAGUGAAACUGAGAGCACGAUCACUGUGUUGCUUCGCCCCGCUUUGGGCAGGGGAGCACCCGUCAGUACGUACCAGGUUGUGGUAGAGGAGGAGAGUGACAGGAAGGUGAAGAGGGAACUGGAGGUUCAGGACUGUUACCCUCUACCCAUGUCCCAUGGGGAGGCCCAGGCCAGAGGGACCCCCCACUACUACACGGCCGAGCUGCUUCCCAGCAGCCUGCCUGAAGCCAGCCCCUUCACCGUGGGGGACAACCACACCUACAAUAGCUACUGGAACACCCCGCUGGACCCCCGCAAGAGCUACCUCGUCUACUUCCAGGCCAUGAGCAACUUCAGAGGGGAAAGCAGAAUAAACUGCAUCCGAAUAGGCCGCAAAGAGGCCUGUAAGGAACACCGGCGGGCUCUGGAGGUGUCCCAACACUCAGAGGAGAUGGGGCUGAUCCUGGGGGUGUGUGCUGGGGGCCUGGUGGUGCUCAUCCUGCUCCUGGGGGCCAUCAUCAUCAUCAUCAGGAAGGGGAAACCAGUGAACAUCAAUAAGACACCCAUAAUGUACCGUCAGGAGAAGAGUAACAUGGGUUCGAUGGAGCGCAGUUUCACUGACCAGAGUACCCUGCAGGAGGAUGAGUGUGUGGCCCUCUCUGCAGCACGCAUGGCACACACCUGCAGCAUGCGCGGUGAGCAGUGUAGCUCAGUGAACGAGUCUAGUAGUCUUCUGGGGGGUUCGCCGCAACGCCAGUGUGUGCGUAAGGGCUCACCCUACCACACCGGUCAGCUCCACCCUGCUGUGCGCGUGGCUGACCUUCUCCAGCACAUCAACCAGAUGAAAACUGCAGAGGGGUACGGCUUCAAACAGGAGUACGAGAGCUUCUUUGAUGGCUGGGACUGCACCAAAAAUAAGGACAAAACUAAAGGGAGGCAUGACACGUUCAUGGGAUGCAAGUCAUCAUGGACAUGCCAGCCUUCUUGGGACGAAUGCACUGAUCACCACAACCGCCACAGAGUCAAGCUCUACCCACUCCUGGGAGACCCCAACUCCGACUACAUCAACGCCAACUACAUAGACAUUCGGAUUAACAGGGAAGGCUACCUUCGAUCCAACCACUUCAUAGCCACUCAGGGGCCAAAACAGGAGACAGUGUAUGACUUCUGGAGGAUGGUGUGGCAGGAGAACUGCUUCAGCAUCGUCAUGAUCACUAAACUGGUAGAGAUAGGCAGGGUGAAAUGCUGUAAAUACUGGCCUGAUGUCAGUGAGAUGUAUGGAGACAUCAAGAUUACACUGCUGAAGCUGGAAACACUUUCAGAGUACACAGUUCGUACUUUUGCAUUGGAGAGGAUGGGCUACUCAGCUAAACACGAGGUGUGUCAGUUCCACUUCACGUCCUGGCCGGAGCAUGGGGUUCCCUACCAUGCCACAGGCCUGCUGGCCUUCAUACGGCGGGUCAAAGCAUCCACGCCAACCGAUGCUGGACCUGUGGUCGUCCACUGCAGUGUGGGGGCGGGCCGCACAGGCUGCUACAUCGUGCUGGACGUCAUGCUGGACAUGGCCGAGUGUGAGGGUGUGGUGGACAUCUACAACUGUGUCAAAACCCUCUGCUCACGACGCAUUAACAUGAUCCAGACAGAGGAGCAGUACAUAUUUAUCCAUGAUGCCAUCCUGGAGGCUUGUCUGUGUGGAGAGACUGCAAUCUUGGUGAAUGAGUUUGCACUCAUCUACAAAGACAUGCUGCGGUUGGACUCUCAGAGCAACUCCUCCCAGCUACGAGAUGAGUUCCAGACGUUGAACUCGGUCACCCCUCACCUGGACGUGGAGGAGUGCAGCAUCGCCCUGCUCCCCAGGAACCGGGAGAAGAACCGCAGCAUGGACGUGCUGCCGCCCGACCGCGUCCUGGCAUUCCUGGUCACCACCGAGGGCGAGAGCAACAACUACAUCAACGCGGCACUCACUGACAGCUUCCACCAGCCCGCCGCUUUCAUCGUCACCCCUCACCCGCUCCCCGGCACCACCGCCGACUUCUGGAGGUUGGUGUUCGACUACGGCUGCACCUCGGUGGUCAUGCUCAACCAGCUCAACCAGUCCAACUCUGCCUGGCCCUGUGUCCAGUACUGGCCAGAGCCUGGUCUACAGCAGUAUGGGCCAAUGGAGGUUGAGUUCUUGUCCACGUCAGCUGACGAUGACGUCAUCACUCGUCUGUUCUGUGUCAAAAAUGUGACACGGCUCCAGGAGGGCCAGCUGGUAGUGUGUCAGUUCCAGUUUCUGCGCUGGUCAGCCUACCGCGACGUGCCCGACUCCAAGAAGGCCUUCCUCAGCCUACUGGCUCGCGUGCACAAGUGGCAGAGGGAGUGUGGAGAUGGCCGCACCGUUGUCCACUGCCUGAAUGGCGGUGGGCGCAGUGGGACAUUCUGUGCCAGCACCAUCCUGCUGGAGAUGAUCCAGUACCAGAACAUGGUGGACAUCUUCUACUCCAUCAAGACGCUCCGCAACUCCAAACCCAACAUGGUGGAGUCACUGGUAACCAUGGUUGACAGAGGAAGAACAAUGAUUCCAAGCACCACCCUCCUUUUGAAGCUUCCAGUCUGUUAUUCGAACUCAAUCAGCAUGACAGAGUGAUCUCCAGCCUUGUCCUCGCCAACACUCACACCUGUGUUAACGAGAGAAUCACUGACAUGAUGUCAGCUGGUCCUUUUGUGGCAGGGCUGAAAUGCAGUGGAAAUGUUUUUGGGGGAUUCAGUUCAUUUGCAUGGCAAAGAGGGACUUUGCAAUUAAUUGCAAUUCAUCUGAUCAAUCUUCAUAACAUUCUGGAGUAUAUGCAAAUUGUAUAAUGGCAAUCUGAGGCAGUAGACUUUGUGAACAUUUAUAUUUGUGUCAUUCUCAAAACUUUUGGCCAAGACUGUACAGUCAAUAAUACAAGUAGAAAAAGUAUAUACACAGGUUUUGCAAAUGAGGUAAGAUAAGGGAGGUAAUACAAUAAAAUAGACCAUAGUGGCGAGGUAAUUACGAUAUAGCAAUUAAACACUGGAGUGAUAGAUGUGCAGAAGAUGAAUGUGCAAGUAAUGUAUUCUAGUCUGUCGACAAAAGUCUACCUAACAAAAAUGUAAACACAACAUGUAAAGUGUAUGUUCCAUAUGCAUAAAUUCCAUAUUUCUCUCAAAUGUUGUGCACAAAUUUGUUUACAUUCCUGUUAGUGAGCAUUUCUCCUUUGCCAAGUUAAUCCAUCCACCUUGUAUUACAUUUACAUUUACGUCAUUUAGCAGACAGGUGUGACAUGACAGGUGUGGCAUAUCAAGAAUCUGAUUAAACAGCAUGAUCAUUACACAGUUGCAUCUUGUGCUGGGGACAAUAAAGGGCCACUCAAAAAUGUGGUGUUUAGUCACACAACACAAUGACACAGAUGUUUCAAGUUUUGAGGGAGCAAGCAAUUGGCAUGCUGACUGCAGGAAUGUCAACCAGAGCUGUUGCAAGAUAAUUUAAUGUUAAUUUCUGUACCAUUAGCCGCAUCCAACGUCGUUUUAGAGAAUUUGGCAGUACGUCCAACCGGCCUCACAAUCUCAGACCAUGUGUAACCUGGCUCCCAAGUGGGUGGGCCUAUGCCCAUCCAUGGCUGCGCCCCUGCCCAGUCAUGUGAAAACCAUAGAUUAGGGUCCCAGGAAUUUAUUUAAAUUUACUGAUUUCCUUAUAUGAGCUGUAACUCAGUAAAACCAAUUAAAUUGUUGCAUGUCGCGUUUAUAUAUAUUUUUUGUAAAGUAUUAAAGGAGCACCAUAUUUAACGGGAUGACUUAAAGAUACAAUAAAUGUAAUAAAAACCCUAUUGAAUGACAUUUCGACGAGAAAAUCUGUUGGCUCAGCCAGUGGGAGGGUUUUCAGCAAUUGAAUUACAUUUAUUUAGAAUACCGAAAAAGGUACGUCUGAUUACUAAAUACUGAGAGGAGUGUGGGAAAGGCAUGUGUAGGAAAGGCUACGUAGGUAUCGGGCCUAAGAUGACAUUGAAUUUCAAUUCAAGACUUAUAAAGUUAUCUUUUAUUGAAGCUUUUUAAAUUUUUCAGUUCCUGAGUUUAAAUGGAUUUGAUCCUAACCCUACAUAUCACUACCAUUGUUGAUGUAUGUAACUAAUGCAUGUACGUGUAUAUU